GCGGAAGUUGCCGACAUUUACCCGGCAUGCACCAAUAAAAACACAAAAUGGGAAAAAAGAGAUGAUAAAAAGAAAAAAGUGAUAUCAUAUGGGACAUGGUUAACCUUCGAUUUUCUUGAGAGACUGACAACAUCACCUCAAUAUGGGAAGCUCCUCCUCUAAGUUUCGUAAGCAUCUGCAGAACGGUGAUGAAGUCGCAGCCCUGAAUGUUUACAGUAACCAUAGUGACUUGAGGAAGGGCCUGGACCCCAACUGUUCUUAUGGUGAUAACUACCAGCAUGAGACGCCACUACACCUGGCUGCCAGACAUGGGAUGAAGAGUCUACUUAGGAUUUUCUUGUAUGAGCACGGAGGCAACCCAAAUAAGACAAACGGUCGCAAGGAGACUGCGCUACACUGUGUGUGUAUGGAGAAGCACCCCCAGUAUUACCCCGUACAACGAAGGCGUCUCGAGUGCCUCACUAUGAUACUGCAGUGGAAAGGGGCGGAGCUGAAGGAUGGAGAGAUUGAGAAGGUGGAUUUAGCUGCGCUAGACGAGGAAAACAAUACGGCCCUCCACUAUGCUGCCCAGUCUGGUCUGAAGCAGUGUGUGGAGACAUUGGUGAACCACAGUAGCCCACUGUUCACGGAAAACCAGGAUAAUCACACACCUUGUGACAGUGCUGAGGGGGCCGGCUUUAACGACAUUGCCCUCUAUUUAGAGUCCAAGAUGGUCUUUUCUAAUGAUGACACUGGUGGAGAGAUAGAUGAAGCAGCCCCUGAGAUAGAUUCUGAAGAAUACAGCGGACUUAGGGCCCAAGAUCUUCAAGAAGCUAAGGAUCAGUUACUGGUAGAGACUGCCGACAUGCUCAGUAUACCACUGUUCACUGCCGAGGCGCUGCUCAGGAACCAUGAAUGGUCACGAGAAAUGCUGCUUGAUGCCUGGAUGUCCAACCCAGUGGCCUGUUGUGAGAAGAGCGGAGUUACUGCCCCUGCUAAUCUCUUCAGUGAAACUCCAAUAGUUGCUGAGUCAUUAAGCUCACCAACAAUUCCCCAGGCCCAUAGUUCACUGGCUGAGUGCGACAUCUGUACCCAGACAUUCCAGCAAAACCAGGAGCCUGUCCAUAUGAUCUGUCACCAGUUCUGUAAGCACUGCUGGGAAGGGUACUUGAAUGUAAAGAUAAAGGAAGGUGGUGUACAUGACAUAACCUGUCCAGGGUACGGCUGUAACAUCCUGGUCCCUGUGGAGUUUAUUGAGAAUGUUGUGUCUCGGGAUAUGGCCAGGAGAUACCUGCAGUUUGACAUUAAGGCAUUUGUGGACAGCAACCCCAACAUAAAGUGGUGUCCGUUUCCGGGUUGCGGACGGGCGGUGAGGUUUCCAGAGGUUGUAGAAGGAGCCCAGAGUGUGACCUCGCCCCGACACUCACAGAUACCUGCUGACAACUCACGGGCGGUCGACUGUGGGAGCGGUCACCACUUUUGUUGGGAGUGUUCGGGGGAAGCCCAUGAGCCGUGUAGCUGUGAUAACUUGCAGAAAUGGCAUGGAGAAAUCUCGGAGAUCAAACCAGAAAAAUUAAAUGGCACAGAGCAGGAGACAGAAACAGCUGCCAACUGUCUGUGGCUUGUCACCAACUCUAAAUCCUGCCCUAACUGUAAAUCUCCCAUACAGAAGAAUGAGGGAUGUAACCAUAUGAAAUGUUCCAAGUGUAAACACGACUUUUGCUGGGUGUGUUUAGACCAAUGGAAGCGUCACAACUCCUCUACUGGUGGAUACUUCAAGUGUAACAGAUACGAAGUCUCAAAGCAAGUGGAAGAAGUCACCAAAUUGUCCAUAACAGAUGCAGAAACGAAGAACACAAAGAUGCAGGAGCUGAACAAGUUUGUACACUACUACACAAGGUACAAGAACCAUGAGAACAGCUACAAGCUCGAGGAACCACUGCUGAAAACUGCCAAGGAAAAAAUGCUCAAACUGGCUGAGGCAGUCAAUGAUUUAGCAACAGCGAAAGACGAGACCAGGUUUGUGGAAGAGGCUGUUCACAAGCUGUUGAAAGCUAGAAGGGUCCUCAAGUACUCGUAUGUGUAUGGUUAUUACCUGGACGGACCACCCUACAGAAAGAUCGUGUUCGAAUUUAUGCAGACUGAGCUUGAGGAGUGUACAGAGAUCCUGUCACAGAUGGUAAACCGGUUAUACCUGCGUACACCACGCAAAAAGAUAAUCGAGCAAGCCCAGCUCUGUCAUAGGAAGAGACAGGAGUUCUUAACAGCCAUAUCUAAGGGCCUAGUACCCCCUGAGACCCCUCCAGGUCUGAGAAAGAAGCGGCGGAAAUAUAGCAUGGACACAGAAGAUGAGGACCUCAGAAAGGCUAUCUUGGCAUCCAUUGAGGACUUUGACCCAGAAAAUCCAUGGAUCGUGGAUGCAUCGGGUCGCCAUACAAAUAUAGCAGCAAUCUUGGACUGGCCCAGUGACGACUCUGACGAGGAUGAUGAUGGAACUCCUUCAAAACCCAGCAAAGCCCUCGCAAUAAGUGAUCCUAUGCCUGAGAUGUGUGUACGAGAAUGUUGCUCCCGUCCUCAAGCGAAGAAUCCUCGAACAGGAGAUUACCAUAAGUUCUGUAGCCUGCGUUGUUCCCGCAUCCAUAAACAGAGGAAAGACGAGGAGGCUGUACCAAAUAUGUCGGAAGUUCACUUGGAUGAGCGUAUGGACAUUCUACGAGCGCUCGAGAUGUCCCGUUUACAGUAUAUGAGGGAACAGGGUGUCCUCUCUGAUGAAAAAGGACAAGAAGAUAACCAGUCCACUGAGAUGGGAGCAGUUGGAAGGCAAGAACCAGUCUAUACACCAGCCGAGACCCUGGAUAUGGAAAUAAGACGUCUUCUGGAACUCUCUUCAUUACUGCCUGAACCUGAAGAGAAGUCGGUAGAUACUGAUGACCAGUCUAACCUGACAGAUGACGACAAACCAGUCCAGGUGAGCAGAUUUGGUGAGAACCAGUCUACUGUCGUUAGCCGGGUACCAAAUAAAAGCGUUGAGGAUCUGUACCAUGCAGACUGUUCCAGUUGCCAGGUCAAUGCUCAGGGCAAUGCUGGAUUGUCACCCUUAGCAACCACCAGGCAGCCUCAUUCUGAUGACUCAACUGGUCAUGUGACAGAUUCGACCAAUGAGACUGAUGUUUUGACCAUUGAUGAUGAUGACCUUGAAGCAUUAGGUGCUUGUGGAGGAAUUGAGGAGACUCUUGCUAAAGUACCUUUUGAAGAUGAAAAUCAGUUCAUGGAUGACUUCAGAGUUGAAGGUCGAAUACUUCAGAAGAUGCUGAAUAUGGACAAGAUUGAGAAAUCUAACAUUGAUGUUCCGCAAUCAGGCGGUAGCUUUGGAGCUAUUAAAGAUCUGUCCGUUUCGAACAUCCAUGUAGAUGAUGGUGACAAAAUGAAACAUUUUUCGGAGAAAGAUUUUAGUAAUCUGUCCAAACAGAGUAAGCCAAAAGUUGUUGAGCGAGGAAAUGGACGUCUUUUUUCCGCAAACACACCCGGUGAUGAUGAGAAAGUGUUUACCCUUUUGAGUCCAGAGUCAGACUUCUCAGAGUCCAGUUCCAGCGAGGUAUGGGGGUACAGACCACAGCUCGUCCAUGACCCGACACAAACGCGAACACCAGAGACUGACUCCAGCAUUGACGGUUGCUCAUACGCUGACUUACCAAAUCAAAACUACUACUACAAACAUGAGGACACUCUAAGUGAAGCUAGCCCUGUGAUUGUUGAAGAAACCAAACUUAUUAAUUUGACUAGUGACUCUGGCCAAGCCUCAGCCAAUCAAAUGCUUCUGAGUGAAAUGACGGAGAAUUUGCUAAAAAUGACUAUGGAUAUGCAGAAGGAAAUUGACACAAAUGUAACUAUUGAGACCUCUGCUCAAAUGUCAGAACCUGCUGACAGUGCUGUUGAUGCUGAUGAUGUCAUAUCUACAAAUAGAUCUGAGGUUGUGGUGCCACCUAGUGGCUCCAACGAGACUAUAAGAGAGACAACAGAAAAUUUUAUUGAAUUGGCAGAGUUACCUCCCAUAUCAGGAAAUAAUACAUCAGACUGUGACAUUAUUGACAUAGAAUCCAGUGAUGCCUUUGCUGAAGAAAACGGCAACCAGUCUGCAACCAUGACAACCAUUGCAUCAGAGAUUUCUGGCAACAUUUCAGGGGAGGUUACUCAUACCGAAGCUAGGAGCACUGAAAAAAGUCCCACAGAAUCAAGGUCAACAUUCGUCUGAAAACCAUUUAAGUGGUGACAUCACAAGCUUUAAAUGAAUACAGAUCCACUAUCAGCAUAAGGAAUCAUGAGGCUGUGUACUUUUACUAUUGAAAUCGAAUUAAUGUAACUUGCAUGUAAUGCCAAAAGUAUUUUGUUUUAUAAAAAUACAAAAGUUUAAGAAAUGACCUUCAUGUGUGUCAUUAGUAAAUGUUUUGACAUUGUAUAUUGUUCAGUGCAAUUAUUGAUUAAACUUAUUGUUUAUAUUAUGUACACAUUUUUUCUCUCUCCGUAUAUUCUAUUUAUUUCUGUUGUAAACAUUGUGUGCAGUUGGUCUUGUGAUAUUAUUGUUACAUCAUUGAGUUUGUUAAAGUUUGGUUGGGCAUUAGGUGUAUGUUAACUUAAGCAGGCCUUCAGGCAACAUAGUUAUUGGCUUUUUCAUUUCAGAUUGCACACCUUUUUAAUGAUAAGAAGGAUUGAGUCUUAGAUGUUACCAUUAUCAGGCUGUAACGGCCAUUAUUUUAUGAAUACUUGGGAUUCGAGUUGGUGAUAUGUUGGAGGUAUAAACUGAAAAUUAAGAAUUGCUUGGUACUCAGGAUUCCGGGAGAAAGGAGUAUUCUGCCUUCUGCCCUCAUGUGGACCAGCAUGGGCACCCUUCUGCCCCCAUGGAGACCAGCAUGGGCACCCUUCUGCCCUCAUGGAGACCAUCAUGGGCACCCUUCUGCACUCAUGAAGACCAGCAUGGGCACCCUUCUGCUUUCAUAGAGACCAGCAUGGGCACCCCUCUGCCUUCUGCCAUUAUGGAGACCAGCUUGGGCAUCCUUUUGCUUUCUGCCCUCAUGGAGACCAGCAUAGGCACCCUUCUCCCUUCUGCCCUCAUGGAGACCAGCAUGUGCACCCUUCUGCCCUCAUGGAGACCAGCAUGGGCACCCUUCUGCCUUCAUGGAGACCAGCAUGGGAACCCUUCUGCCAUAAUGGAGACCAGCAUGGGAACCCUUCUGCCAAAAUGGAGACCAGCAUGAAACCCCUUCUGCCUCCAUGAAGACCAGCCAUGUGCAUCCUUCUGCCAAUGUGGAGACCAGCAUGGGAACCCUUCUGCCAUAAUGGAGACCAGCUUGUGAACCCUGCUGCCUUCAUGGAGACCAGUAUGGGCACCCUUCUGUCCUCAUGGACACCAGCAUGGACACCCUUCUGCCCUAAUGGAGACUAGCAUGGGCACCCAUGGAGACCAGCAUGGGCGCUCCUGUCCCGUCAUGGAGACCAGCGUGGGCACACUUCUGCCUUCAUGGAGACCAGCAUGGGCACCCUUUUUCCUUCAUGGGGAUCAGCACGUGCAUCCUAAUGCCUUCAUGGAGACCAGCAUGGGCACCCUAAUAGCAUCAUAGAAACCAGCAUGGAGACCAGUAUGGGCACCCUUUGGCCUUUAUGGAGACAAGCAUGUGCACACUUCUGCCUUCAUAGAGACCAGCAUGGGCACCCCUCCUGUCUUCAUGGAGACCAGCAUGAGCACCCUUCUGGCUUCAUGGAGACCAGCACAGGCAUCCUUCUGCGUUCAUGGUGACCAGAAUGGGCACCCUUAUGCAUUCAUGGAGACCAGCAUGUGCUUUCAUAUAAUUAAUAAGGAGCUUCUUGCCUUCUAUCUUCACGGAGAUCAGCAUAGGUACCCUUGUAUUUUUAUGAAGAUCAGCAUGGGCACCCUUCUUCCUUCAUGGAGACCAGCAUGGGCACCCAUCUGCCAUUCAUGAAGACCAACAUGGGCACCAUUCUGCCUUCAUGGAGACCAGCAUGGGCACCCUUCUGCCUUCAUGGAGACCAGCAUGGGCACCCAUCUGCCUUCAUGGAGACCAACAUGGGCACCAUUCUGCCUUCAUGGAGACCAGCAUGUGCACCCUUCUGCCUUCAUGGAGACCAGCAUGGGCACCCUUCUGCCUUCAUGGAGACCAGCAUGGGCACCAUUCUGCCUUCAUGGAGACCAGCAUGGGCACCCAUCUGCCUUCAUGGAGACCAGCAUGGGCACCAUUCUGCCUUCGUGGAGACCAGCAUGGGCACCAUUCUGCCUUCAUUCAUAGAGAGAUGCGUACCGCUCUGCCUCAGAAAAAUCUGGAAACUAAAUCCCUUACGUCCAAUAUACUCCACACAAAAUGUACAAAUUGCAAAUGGCCAAAGGUACCAGGACAUGGUGAGCUAUACCUGGUUAUCGGCUGAUAUUACAGUAUGAAAUGUAGCUAUCAUUUAUUGACAUCUUAACAUUGUUUAUACCAAAGCAUUUUCAGAUCAUGAUGUGAAAUAAGUAUGAAAUGUGUUAUGAGCUGUAUCAGCUGUAUACAUGAUUCACAAAUCAAUUAUAUCAUGUAAAUGAAUUGGUUUUGUGAGAGAAAUGUGAUGUCCCAAAUUAUGUGCUUUGAAUUAAAAAAAAAUGUUAAAAGAUGUGAUGUCACAAUGUUGAAUUAUGCCCUGUUAUUUGAAUGACUUUGCAAAUGAAAUUUGAUGUCUCAAAUCAGUAAUGUUCUGUGAAUGCAUUGGUAAUCACAAAUCAAAUAUAUUAUGGGAGUGAAUUUGUUUUGUAAAGUAAUGUGAUGCCAUUAACCCAUAAUGUGCUGUGAAUGAGCUGGUUUUGUAAAAUAAAUGUUUCCAACGGUAAUUCAAACUGGCUAAACUUUUUAAACGGUGAUAGUCCUGUCAUUUUUUUUUUAUCUUGGAAACCUUAAGUUGUUUUGGCGCUGACAAUUAUGUACUAUGUACUCAUUAAUUUCAAACUUUAAUAAUGCUUGCUUUACUAACAGUCCUGCUUAUUUAGAGAACUUAAGUUAAUACUAGUAAUUAUUAAAGAACAUUUUGAGUAUCAGAGGGCUGUCGCAAAGAUAAUGGAUAGUUUGUGUCUGUGAGGCAAAUGGUAGUGUUUUUUUUAUAUUUCAGGUAUUUUGACAUUAAGUUUUUAGUUGUGUUUUUGUUAUUUAAAGACUUUUUCUUGUGUAAUUUUUGAAGUAUAAACAUAUAUCUUAAAACCAAAGUUAAGAAAUACUGCUAUAAGAAUGUAUUUGUUUCAACCAAGUUAUUUUGAUAUAAUUACACUAGUGUAUAGAAUACACAAGUAGAUCAUUAGUACAACUUGUUUCUUGGACUUAAAAAUACAGAUAAAUCUGUCUUGCAAACAGUAUGAUAGAUCUAUUAAUUUUUAGACGCCCCUCAAAUAUAGUUUAGAUGAUAACCUGGAGACAGUGAAUAUUUAGAUGUCAUUUUUAACACUCACAAACUGUUUAUUUCUGUAACAUCCCUGAACAUUGUUUAGAGAUUAUUUCUGUAACAUCCCUGAACAUUAUUUAGAGAUUAUUUCUGUAACAUCCCUAAACAUUGUUUAGAGAUUUCUGUAACAUCCAUAAACAUUGUUAAGAAAAGCUCUAUAUUUAACACACCUGAAUUUCUGGUUUUGAGACAGCCCUCUUUCAUAGUGAAUGAUUUUUAUUGUACACAUUAUGUUAAAUAUCAUGAGAUACAACGUGCAGUCGUUUUGACAUUUGUAAAAUUUUAUUCAAUCAAUUUUGUUAGAUAUUUGUAACUUUGUUUAUUGUUGUUUUGUAUUUGUUUGAAUAUAUAUUUAUUUCAUUAUUUUUAAAAACGAAGAUGUAUAUGUCUUUCUUAUUUAAAUUUAAGUCUUCUUGCAGUUAACAAAAAUAUCCAGAUAUAUCUAAUGCAGUUAAACGUCAUUCUGAAAGUAUUAACUAAAAAGUUGUGAGUUGUUGCUCGUAAGUUUAAAAGAUGUAAAAUGGAAAGAUCAGUGAAGCAGUUUAAAGCACUUUUUAGUCUUUGAAUUUAAACGUUAUAUUCAUACACGGAAUCUACUAACAACUUUAUAUCUGUUAAACUUAGUUUUCCUGUGCAGAAUGUAUAAGUGUGGAUUUCCAGUACUUUUUGAAGGAGCAUUCAAAUAUUUCAAAAAUGAGUUCCUUAGAAUUUUAAACAAUUCUUUUUGUAAAAAGCACAAUUAUAGUGUUGUCACUUGAACAGUGAGGAUGAACUAUUUUAAAAUUAAUACAUUGUACUGAAAUGAGUUUUAUGAAAAAUAUUUCUUCUAUAAGAUGAAUUGUAUAAAAUUAAUGUCAUUUAAUUAACGAAGCCCCCAUCGUCAUGAACCAUGUCCCAAUGCUAUGCCAAUUGCUGAUUCAAACACAUGAAACGGUAUUGAAGGUUGUGAUUUUCUGAAUGCUCCUUUAAACAUAAAGACAUCCCAGCGAUUUUUACCCCGGCUUGCAUUAUGAACUAUCGUACAUUAUAUUGAAGUUUUCAGUGCAGCGUCACCCGGCUUACAAAGCAUUAACAAGAGAAUAAAUAUAUCAU
Messenger RNA from Mya arenaria, 8544 nucleotides. Its product is annotated as ankyrin repeat and IBR domain-containing protein 1-like. The coding region runs from base 143 to 4231 and encodes 1362 amino acids. Gene Ontology annotation, biological process: ubiquitin-dependent protein catabolic process; positive regulation of proteasomal ubiquitin-dependent protein catabolic process; protein polyubiquitination. The transcript is spliced from 21 exons. Gene Ontology annotation, cellular component: ubiquitin ligase complex; cytoplasm. Gene Ontology annotation, molecular function: zinc ion binding; ubiquitin protein ligase activity; ubiquitin conjugating enzyme binding. The record is from RefSeq and is a predicted model, not a curated record. NCBI's taxonomy places the organism in Eukaryota, Metazoa, Mollusca, Bivalvia, Myida, Myidae.